This is a messenger RNA of Hypoxylon fragiforme, 1671 nucleotides long. RefSeq names its product putative triacylglycerol lipase. The record is from RefSeq and is a predicted model, not a curated record. Gene Ontology annotation, molecular function: triacylglycerol lipase activity. Bases 157 to 1122 code for a protein of 321 amino acids. The transcript has 5 exons. NCBI's taxonomy places the organism in Eukaryota, Fungi, Ascomycota, Sordariomycetes, Xylariales, Hypoxylaceae.
AGUAAAUGCAUAGUACGCUAUCGCAUGUAUGGCAUUGAUGUAUGACGUACAUCGAUGAUCCUCGCAUACUCAGACACUUUGACGGCUUCAUAGUUCAUACCAUGUAACUUAGUCUCUCCAACCCACAAUGAACAGAAAACCCUCGCCUUUAUAGCGAUGAGUUUGCCCCCAUGUGCUAUACGCAAUCGUAGCAGACUGUGCAACCACCUUCGCCCAUCAAGAUCACUUUUUUACUCGGUUAGGACCACACAACCAUCGCGGUUCGGAAGCCUCGGGAGCCAUUACUCUACACAACAUGAUGCUGGUGAUGACCCCAGAUUCAAGGAUCUUGGAAAGCAACUGGUUGACGAAUAUGCCAUCUUAAGGGAAAAAUAUGCUACCCCUAAACACCCCAUUGUGCUCGCCCAUGGUUUGCUGGGCUUUGCCGAACUUCGCCUUGUUGGCGGAUGGUUCCCAGCUAUUCACUACUGGCGAGGAAUCACCGAUGCCUUGAAGGCCAAUGGCAUCCAUGUUAUCACCGCAACAGUACCCCCAUCUGGAAGCAUUGAGCAACGGGCGCAAAAGCUUGCGCAUGGGAUUGCCGAAGUUGCACAGGGAAAGAGUGUGAAUAUCAUUGCUCACAGCAUGGGAGGGCUAGAUGCUAGAUAUAUGAUUUCCCACCUUCAGCCCAAGAACGUUGAUGUGCGGUCCUUGGUCACCGUCGCCUCCCCGCACCGGGGAAGCGCAUUCGCAGACUAUCUGCUCGGCGAGAUUGGGCAAGCUCGACUUCCGAGCAUAUAUAAGUUCGUCGAAGGUGUCGGCAUGGACACGGGUGCCUUCGAGCAACUGGGUCGAGCAUACAUGACAGAGAAAUUCAAUCCAGAAACUCCAGACGAUCCCGAUGUUCGCUAUUUCUCGUACGGGGCGAGGAUGGAUCCGCCACCUCUCCUUUCCCCUUUCCGUUACUCGCACAACGUCAUCGCGAAUCAAGAAGGUCCCAACGACGGUCUAGUCAGCGUAGCAAGCUCCAAAUGGGGCACAUACAAGGGGACCCUAGUCGGUGUUAGUCACUUGGACUUGAUUAACUGGACGAAUCGCCUCAAAUGGACGAUGUGGAAAAUGCUGGGUCAAGGACCAACGUGAGUCGAACAAACACAUGUUCGGGUACAUAAGCCCAUGCUGACCAACAUAUAGUUUCAACGCCAUCGCCUUCUAUCUCGACAUUGCCGAUAUGCUUGCGAGGGAGGAUUUAUAACUUGUUUCCUUCCUCGAGCUCUUGAUACCACGAAACCAUAAUGAAAGCCAUAUUCAACUCUCAAAACUCUUGUAUAAACUUAAUGUGCAUCUAGGGAUCAAUGUACACGAUCGCGAUCAGUGGAAUAAUACGAAAUUUGAAAGAGUAUUCGCUAGGCCAAGGCAGGCAAUAUGAUCAUACUCAUGAACUUCAGCGAUUGGAAAUACGCCCACAGCUGGGUUGAUUCCUGUUGAUCUCAUAACCAACAUGGCAAGGAGGAGAAAUAGUCGAAAUCCUUCAUCCGCGAUACUCAUGGCAGGGCGUCGAUAGAUGGCAAUUGAGGUUUCGUUAUCGCCCAUUCUAUGAACCUUCCAUAGAACGAAUCUUAUUACCGAUCAUCUUACAUUUCAUAUAGCUACAAGCCUAUUACAUCAGCAAAGACAUAACUCUCCAACGUA